This is a messenger RNA of Thlaspi arvense, 1038 nucleotides long. Lineage: Eukaryota; Viridiplantae; Streptophyta; Magnoliopsida; Brassicales; Brassicaceae. The record is from the annotation of a GenBank genome assembly.
AUGCACAAGAAGAGAGAGAAAGUAAGUGAGUGGUCGAGUGAUCAGAGAGAGAGAGUGAGAGCAUCCUCUGAAACCCUAGCCUUGACAAUCGCCGCCUUCCCCAGAAAGAUCAUUCUACUUUUCUUGAUUUCGAGAUCCGUCGCACGCUUCUUCGAUUUCUUCUCCAAUCUCUCUCGCAUCAUCAUCAUCAUCAUCAUCAUCAUCAUCAUCAUGUCGCUGUUUCUGAAAGACGACUCGAUUCAAAUCCGCGAGGUGUGGAACGACAAUCUGGAAUCAGAGAUGGCGCUGAUCCGAGAAGUCGUCGACGACUUCCCUUUCGUCGCCAUGGACACAGAGUUCCCCGGAAUCGUCUGCAGACCAGUCGGAACUUUCAAAACCAACACCGAGUACCACUACGAAACCCUGAGGACGAACGUCAACCUCCUCAAGAUGAUCCAGCUCGGCCUCACCUUCUCCGACGAGAAAGGAAACCUCCCGACCUGCGGAUCCGACGGCAAAUUCUGCAUCUGGCAGUUCAAUUUCCGCGAGUUCGACCUCGCCUCCGACAUCUUCGCGCACGACUCCAUCGAGCUUCUCCGUCAGUCCGGCAUCGACUUCGCGAAAAACAACCAGAUCGGGAUCGACUCGAGUCGAUUCGCGGAGCUCUUCAUGUCCUCCGGGAUCGUCCUGAACGAAAACGUCCACUGGGUCACGUUUCACAGCGGGUACGACUUCGGCUACUUGCUGAAGCUCUUGACCUGUCAGAACCUGCCGGAGACUCAGGGCGGCUUCUUCGAGAUGAUCGGUGUGUAUUUCCCGAGGGUCUACGAUAUCAAGCACCUGAUGAAGUUCUGCAACAGCCUCCAUGGAGGACUGAACAAGUUGGCGGAGCUGCUCGAGGUCGAGCGAGUCGGGAUUUGUCACCAGGCGGGAUCUGAUAGCUUGUUGACCUCGUGUACAUUCAGGAAGCUUCAGGAGAACUUCUUCAUUGGUUCCAUGGAGAAGUAUUCUGGUGUUUUGUAUGGAUUAGGUGUUGAAAAUGGUCAGAUUGUUCACUGA